Crotalus tigris (Tiger rattlesnake) is the source of this 4568-nucleotide messenger RNA. RefSeq names its product phosphoinositide-3-kinase regulatory subunit 2 (gene PIK3R2). Bases 484 to 2667 code for a protein of 727 amino acids. Gene Ontology annotation, molecular function: protein binding; 1-phosphatidylinositol-3-kinase regulator activity. Lineage: Eukaryota; Metazoa; Chordata; Lepidosauria; Squamata; Viperidae. Gene Ontology annotation, cellular component: phosphatidylinositol 3-kinase complex. The transcript is spliced from 16 exons. The record is from RefSeq and is a predicted model, not a curated record. Gene Ontology annotation, biological process: phosphatidylinositol phosphate biosynthetic process; insulin receptor signaling pathway.
CUCCGAAGAAGAGACUUCGGUUAUUCUCGGGUUUGGUCGUCAACUCUCGGCCCUUCCCGGUUUUCCCUCUUUUCCCUGGGUUGCAGCUGCGUUCCCAGCGCCAGGAGCUGGCUGGAAGGGGGGAGCCUGAGGAACGGGAGCGCUUCGUGGGCAAAAGAAUCCUGUGCACCACAACUUCUUCCACGACGCCUUUGAGAUCCUGAGCUGUCAUUUGCCUCUCCUCCCUAGCCCACCUCCAAGUGCUGGAUUAUGCUCGUCACGUUCUGCCUUUGCUUCAUCAUCUGGUUGAAUCGUGGCUUCAAGUUACGGGAACGACGGGGCUGUACUUAGGGCCCAGCCGUUCAUGCCAGCGGACCCAGGAGAGCUGUCGUUUCACCUUCAUGCAGAGUUUUUGAGAGGGAAGUGGGACAGCCACCCUCAGCCCACUCCUCUUUUCCAUUUUUUCCCUCACUGGUGCAUUUGCUUGGCCUUUUCCAGGGGACUAUGGGGAGCACGGAAGGCUUCCAGUAUCGGGCCCUCUACCCUUACCGUAAGGAACGCAACGAAGACAUCGAUCUGUUACCUGGUGACACCUUGGUGGUGAGCAAGGGGGCCUUGCAGGCACUGGGCUUUAAGGAUGGAGAUGAGCAAAUGCCAAACCAGAUUGGCUGGAUUCUGGGGGUCAACGAGCGCACCAAACAAAAGGGGGAUUUCCCAGGCACCUAUGUGGAGUAUGUGGGGCCAGUGAAAAUCACUCUUCCAUCCCAUCGUCCCAGGGUCACCAGGCCUCUGCCCGCGACUCCUGGAACAGGAGCAUCCCAUGCUCCGGAGGAUCAAGGGGUGACACUUCCAGAACUUUCUGAGCAGUUUGCCCCACCCGAGGUCGCCCCACCUCUGCUGUGUAGGCUGGUGGAUGUGAUUGAGAAGAAAGGGUUAGACAGCAAGAUGCUCUACAGAACAUCUGGCUCCGAACUAAGGCAAGCAUUGAGAACCGACUGGGCUGUGACUGGCGAUUUGGAGGCCUUAGAUGUGCAUUCCCUGGGCGAGGCUCUCAAGGGGUACCUGCAAGAUCUGCCAACCCCGGUGGUACCCCCUUGUGUGCAGGGUGAAAUCUUACGAGUGCUCCAAGAUGUUACCCAAACAGAGCUUUGUCAAAAGCAACUGCUUUCGGUGUUGGAGUCUCCAGCCAUGCCUCUGCCACACCUCCUCACUUUCCAGUUCCUGCUCCGGCACUUUUCCAAGGUGGCUGAACAAGCUGAAAGCAAUGGAUUGUUGCCUCGAACCCUGAGUGAGAUCUUUGGGGUUCUGCUCCUUCGGCUCCCUGCAGCUACCAGCUCUGAGACGACACCUGACUUUCCAACCCUCUUCCUGGAGACCCUUCUGCAGACCAAGGACACUGAGCCAGAUCUUCCCCCUCCAGCUCUGCCUCCGAAGCCACCCAAAGCGAAACCUGCAGCAGUCUCUCUAACCAACGGGAAUGGCACAACCCUGCAGGAUGCAGAGUGGUACUGGGGAGACAUCUCCAGAGAGGAAGUGAAUGAAAAGCUCCGAGACACUCCUGAUGGUACCUUUCUGGUGAGGGAUGCUUCUAGCAAGAUCCAGGGUGAAUAUACAUUGACUCUCCGGAAAGGGGGAAACAACAAACUGAUAAAGAUUUUCCACCGGGAAGGCAAAUAUGGUUUCUCAGAGCCGCUGACCUUUGGCUCUGUGGUGGAACUCAUCAACCACUACCGGCACGAGUCCUUGGCCCAGUACAAUGCCAAGCUGGACACUCGGUUACUGUACCCAAUCUCCAAGUACCAGCAGGACCAGGUAGUGAAAGAGGACAGCGUGGAAGCGGUUGGGGAGCAGCUGAAAGUCUAUCACCAGCAGUACCAGGACAAGAGCCGCGAGUACGACCUUCUGUACGAAGAAUACACACGCACCUCACAGGAACUGCAGAUGAAACGGACGGCCAUUGAGGCCUUCAAUGAAACCAUCAAGAUCUUUGAAGAGCAGUGCCAGACGCAGGAGAAAUGCAGCCGGGACUACGUGGAGCGCUUCCGGAGGGAAGGGAACGAGAAGGAGGUGCAGCGGAUCAUGAUGAAUUCAGAAAAGCUGAAGUCUCGCAUUACGGAAAUUCAUGACAGCAAGAUGAAGCUGGAGCAGGACCUCAAGCAACAGGCCUCUGAAAACCGGGAGAUCGACAAGCGCAUGAACAGUCUUAAACCUGACUUGUUGCAGCUGCGCAAACUCCGUGACCAAUACCUUGUAUGGUUGACCCAGAAGGGAACUCGUCAGAAGAAGAUCAAUGAAUGGCUUGGCAUCAAGAGUGAAACUGAGGACCAAUACUCCAUGAUGGAGGAUGAAGAAGAGCUGCCCCAUCACGAUGAGCGGACGUGGUAUGUAGGCAAGAUCAACCGCAUCCAGGCAGAGGAAAUGCUGGUGGGCAAACGUGAUGGAACCUUUCUUAUUCGGGAGAGCAGCCAGCGAGGGUGCUAUGCCUGCUCUGUUGUGGUGGAUGGAGACACCAAACACUGCGUGAUUUACAAGACAGCAACAGGCUAUGGCUUUGCAGAACCUUACAACCUCUACGCCUCGCUUAAGGAGUUGGUUUUGCACUACAAGCACACCUCCCUCGUGCAGCACAAUGACUCACUCAAUGUCACACUGGCACACCCGAUCCUCUCCCAGCCUCCACCAAGAUGAACACUUGUCUUCUCUGCCACUUUCCACUUCCUACCCUUCCAGAAUCUUCGAUGAAUGGCUUGCCUUUCCUUGACUGCCCCAUAGGAUCAAAAACCCCUCAGAUUUCCUUCUUGUGUUCACCGUUAACUAUGCCUGUUGUUCAAUAUCUUGCUUUUCAUCGGUGGCUCUCCUCUUCUACUUCAUUUUCCUGCCUACCCUCAUUUCUCUAAGCCGGUAUUUUUCAACCUUGACAAUGUUAAGAUACUUGGACUUCAAGUCUGCAUGCUGGCUGGGGAAUUCUGGGAAUUGAAGUCCAUGCAUCGUAAAGUGGUUAAGGCUGAAAAUCACCUAGGCGCUAUAUAUAUAUAUAUAUAUAUAUAUAUAUAUAUAUAUAUAUAUAUAUAUAUAUAUAUAUAUAUAUAUAUGUAGGUCUUUGGUUGUUCAUUUUCUCCUAGUGGCUUUUUUGGUGCUAGGGAUCUUACCUUACACCGCUGGGCACGAUCUCAGCAGACAAGCUAUUCUUGGGAAUUAAAGGUGCUUCUGCAGGCUGGCAAUCCCUAAGAAUUUGGGGAGAAACCAUCAUUUCCUUUCCUCUCUUUCUCCCUCCUGGAUUUGCCUGGGAAGGGCGGGAUGAGAUGGUUAAGAACUCCUCUGGCCUUGCAUCCAUCUAUGUUGGCAUCCACCUGGCACAACUCAGCCUGCUUUGUAGUGACUCUCCCUCCCUUGUGCCGGCUUCCUCUUCCUUCCCCAGUGUAUAGUGAUAUGACAGUAAUCCGUUCUAGCUUCCUAUGCAGCUGCUUCUGUUCUUAAAUAUGCAAAAAUGGAGAGCAGGAAAGAAAACUCCAUUAUAGUAGCCUUUGGAAGCUUCUCCCCAUCCUUUCAAUCUGCCUUGCUUGCCAAGCACUUUACCUGCUGCUGAAUGGGUGGGGGGGGGGAAAUGGAGGCAGAUUCAAAUGCCCUCACACUUCAGCCUUCCCCCUUGGCUCCAUUUAAGCAGGAUGCAGAGCCUGCCUCUUCUUUGAACACUGAUGCUGAGGCUAACAGGCCGUGCUGGAGACCCUCAGCCUUCCUGUGAGACCAGGUGUAACACCUUUCUGAUAGAACUGCACUUCAGCAUCCCAGCCGGUCCUGCUUCUCAGGACUGUACCUGUCCAUAUUUCUGGAUGAACCUGGAGAUUGGUGGUUUGACUGCAUGCUCUUUGGCAUAAAGCCAUAAACUCAUUUCCCACUUGUGCCCAAAAGGAAGCGGGGGGAGACGUUCUUGGUAAUUCUCAAUACUAGGCUUUGUCCACCUGUAUUACCUGGCCUGCUUUAUAUAGUGCUGGCUUCCAUUUCUAAGAGCUGGUCUAAAGCCAUUCGAUCUGUACAACUCAUAUCGGACGUAACCCUUGUGAUUUUUGUCUUGUGUGGGCACAUGCAAUGCUCUUUGUCCUGAGCCUGCAUUUUUUUUUCUUUUGUCUUCCUAUUAAAGGCCCUUUUUGAUGUCAUUGCUGACCUCCAGUAAAGGAUGGAAUUAUUAUUAUUUUUUAAUUCUCAUCAUUCUUUUCCAGUUAGCAAGGAGGAGGGCUCUGUCUUGGUUCACGGCCAUAUGCCUCUCUGGAUCUGCAUGUUCCUCCCAUGCAGGGCGGAGGAAGCUCGAGUGAAUGGUUUCCAGCAGCAAAAGUUUUCUUUGUUUUGUGUGUUCUCAUUCUAGAUAUAUGCAAUAAUACCAAGCACCUCUCUUAUUUCCCUUCCUCACAUCAUUCCAGCCAUACUUUCCAGGCUCCUUCACUUUAAAAAAAGGAAAGAAAUGUUUAUUACAUCAUUGUAAGCUCCAGUAUUUGCGUCAGAAUUUGUUACUGUAAGAUAAAAAGAAAAUGAAAAGUUUUGUACGGUACUUCAACAUUAAAAAAAAUAAUAAAAUGAAAUGUGUUAAUGCAAAA